UGCUGGUGGCUUGACUGCAAAGACGGCAAGAAGCGUCCGACCGGCGGGGGAGGAAGCAAUGCGAAGAGAGGACACGGGGAAUUUAGGCUGUGUCCCGUAUUCGGAAUAAGCCAGAAGACUGAAAAAAGCAGCCUUCCCCUUCACGUUUAACGAGCUCCUGUGUAACCUUCGCGAAUAACCCGCAUUUUCACGGGUUCAUUUUGAAACUAUCCUCCAAACUCCACACAGUCGGUUUGUGAACGAGAAUGGGAUUUAAAAAGCAGUGAGUUGGGGAAACAAGGAUAUAUUUUUCCACUUGGAUGUCGGGAACUGUGUAAGCCAGUGGAAGAGGGCAUUUUUUCCGGACAGGUUUGCAGUUACACGGCAAUUCCGAUGCAAAAAGAAGCAAUAAUGUUUUUAAGAGACGGUUAAAAGUGACGUUUAAUGCUGCCUCGCUGUUGGUUAGCUUCAUUGCUAAAGCUAGCAGGCUGCUAACUAAGCCUGUGUCGCCCUUCAUUCCUGGAGCAGAGGAGGGGCGCUGGGGCUUUGUAAGCAUUGCAGAUCUGCCCUGCAUUUUUUCGGCUCGCUGCAAGAAUGGAAAACGCCACAUAUUCGCUAAAACAACUCAGGGGGCUUUGUUGAAACGCGUUGAAUUGUCUUUUUAGGACUAUUUCCACUUGGGAAACAGCGAAAAACUGCCAAGCAAACGCCACAAAAACCCAACCGGCCCAGGGCAGCUCGGGCGAUGGCCACUUCUUUUCGGGGGUAACAAAAUGGGAAAGUGUCGUAGUUCUCUUCAAUGACAAGUUGAGGGAGCUUGAACGCGCAGGCCACUCUACCCUAACUACAAGGCCGAGGAGCAAGUUAUAUCGGCCAUUCCCAACUCCUUUUUUAUUGCUAAUCUUUUUAUAAUAAGCGGGAAUAAUAAUGUCUGGAGAGGUGCGUUUGAAGAAGUUGGAGAAGCUCAUUUUGGACGGGCCAGUUCAGUCCAUUGGCCAGUGCCUCAGUGUUGAAACAUUGCUGGAUAUCCUGGUAUGCCUGUACGAUGAAUGCAACAACUCCCCACUCAGAAGAGAGAAGAAUAUAAUUGAGUUUUUGGAUUGGGCCAAACCGUUCACGUCCAAAGUGAAGCAGAUGCGGCUGCACAAAGAGGACUUUGAGAUCCUGAAGGUGAUUGGACGAGGAGCUUUUGGAGAGGUGGCAGUCGUAAAAGUGAAACACACAGACAAGGUUUUCGCCAUGAAGAUCCUUAACAAGUGGGAGAUGCUGAAGCGAGCCGAGACGGCGUGUUUUCGAGAAGAGAGGGACGUGUUGGUGAACGGGGACUGCCAGUGGAUCACAACUCUGCACUACGCCUUCCAGGAUGACAAUAAUUUGUACCUGGUGAUGGACUACUACGUGGGCGGUGACCUCCUGACUCUGCUCAGUAAAUUUGAGGACCGUCUUCCAGAAGAGAUGGCCAAAUUCUACCUGGCCGAGAUGGUGCUAGCUAUAGACUCUGUCCACCAGCUACACUACGUCCACAGGGACAUUAAGCCAGAUAACAUCUUACUGGACAUGAACGGCCACAUCCGCUUGGCUGACUUUGGCUCCUGCCUCAAACUCAUGGAGGAUGGAACGGUCCAGUCUUCAGUCGCGGUCGGGACUCCUGACUACAUCUCCCCAGAAAUCCUUCAGGCCAUGGAGGACGGGAAGGGCAAGUAUGGGCCUGAAUGCGACUGGUGGUCCCUGGGGGUCUGCAUGUACGAGAUGUUGUACGGAGAGACGCCCUUCUAUGCAGAGAGUCUUGUGGAGACCUAUGGGAAAAUCAUGAACCACAAGGAGCGAUUCCAGUUUCCUCAGCAGGUCACAGAUGUGUCUGAAGAUGCUAAAGAUCUGAUCAAACGCCUCAUCUGCAGCAGAGAGCACAGACUGGGCCAGAACGGCAUUGAGGACUUCAAACAGCACCCCUUCUUCUCUGGCAUCGACUGGGACAACAUCCUCACCUGCGAGGCCCCGUACAUCCCUGAGGUCAGCAGCCCCACAGACACCUCGAACUUCGAUGUGGAUGACGACUGCCUCAAAAACUCGGAAACCAUGCCGCCUCCGUCUCACACUGCUUUCUCUGGUCACCAUCUUCCCUUUGUGGGAUUCACCUACACGAGUAAAUGUAUCCUGUCAGAUCGGGGGUGCCUGCGACAGUUGUCAGGGGAGCCCGGUAAAGCAGGCCAUGAGAAGGUUGACCUGGAGGUGCAGCGUGGCCUGGAGGACAGUUUGGCUGUGGAGGCGUAUGAGAGGAGGAUCAGACGACUCGAGCAGGAGAAACUAGAACUCAGUCGCAAAUUACAAGAAUCCACUCAGACGGUGCAGGCCUUACAGCACCCUUCCGGAGACAGUCCCAUCAACCUUAACAAAGAAGUGGAGAUCAGGAGCCUAAAGAGUGAGAUCGACAUCCUCAAGAAGCAAAUAGCAGACUCAGGUCAGCUGGAGAAGCAGUUAGAAGAUGUGACAUUGGCGCGCAGAGACCUGGAGGAUUCGUCUAAACACAUUAAAACUCUAGAGAAACAGAUGAGGAGCAUGACACAAGAGCGGGAUGACCUGCACAAGGACUUGAUAGAUGCCAAUGAGAAGCUAAAGGUUCAGUCAAAGGAGCUGAAGGAGGCGCACACUCAGAGGAAAGUUGCCCUGAAGGAGUUCUCUGAGCUCAACGAGAAGCUGACAGACCUCAGGUCGGCCAAGCAACGCCUGUCUCGUCAGCUGCGGGAUAAAGAGGAGGAGAUUGAGAGUCAGACUCAGAAGGUUGAGGCUCUGAGGCUCGAGGUGCGAAAGGCUGAGAGAUCAAAGAAGGAGAUGGAGUCUCAGGCUGAGGAGCAGGGAGCAGAGGCACAAAAAGAGCGAAAGCUUAGAGAGAGAAAUGAGCAGUACAGCCGUCAGCUGGAGGAGGAGCUGGAGGCGCUCAAACUGAAGCAGCCUGGUCCCGCUGCCACCUCCCCCUCCGCUGACCAGUCUCAGGAGGUUGGGCGUCUACGUGGGGAUCUGGAGAAGAAGACUUUGCAUUUCGAGGAGGAGUUGUCCCGCAGAGAGGCCCAGCACAGCUCUGAGCUCAAGGCCCUGAAGAAAGAACUGAGGGAUGCAGAGAGUCAACACCUGGCUCUGCAGAAGGAGAUCCUCGUGCUUAAGGACAAACUGGACAAAACUCGAAGAGAGAGCCAAUGCGAGCGAGAAGAGUUUGAGACGGAGUACAAACAGAAAUAUGAGAGAGAGAGGGUACUUCUCAUGGAUGAAAACAAGAAGCUGUCCAGUGAACUAGAUAAGCUGACAAGUAUGUUUGAGAAGUUGAACAGUUCAAACCGUCAACUGGAGGACGAGAUGAGGGAGCUGGCUGAUAAGAAGGAGAGUGUGGCACACUGGGAGGCACAGAUUACUGAGAUCAUUCAAUGGGUGAGUGAUGAGAAGGAUGCUCGUGGUUACCUUCAGGCUCUGGCCACAAAGAUGACAGAGGAGCUGGAGGGACUGAGGAACACCAGUCUGGGAGCACGGGCUACGGACAUGCCUUGGAAGAUGCGUCGUUUUGCUAAGCUGGACAUGUCUGCGCGCCUGGAGCUGCAGUCGGCUCUGGAUGCAGAGAUCAGAGCCAAACAGAGCAUCCAGGACGAGCUGAACAAGAGCAAGGCCAACAACAUCUCCACUGAAUGUAAACUUCAGGAGGUGGAGGUGAAGAACCAGGAGCUCUUGGCUGAAAUCGAUCGUCUGAAAAAGGAGACUGAGGAGCUCCGACUGCGCAGAGGCGUCAAGCACCAAGAUUCCCAGAAUUCCUUCCUGGCUUUUCUCAAUGCACCCACAUCAGCCCUUGAUCAGUUUGAUCGCUCGCCCUCCGUUGGCCCGGCUAAAGGCAGACGUGUGGACUCCAUGGAUAACUUCACUCCCUCUAACACUCCCUCCAGAGAAGAUGACCCAAAAGCCCUGCUCAAAAACCGCUCACGAUCCCCCUCCAUGGCCAGUGAUAUGGAACCCAUUGAGUUGAUAGACCACCCAGGCCGAACAGUCCAGACUCCCACCAUGAGGUCAGGAGGAUAUGGCAGCAUCGGACGUUCUUCUCCAAAGCCCAAAGCUCAUCAAUUUGUAGUGAAAACGUUCAACACGCCCACCAAGUGUAACCAGUGUACCUCUCUCAUGGUGGGGCUCAUACGCCAAGGCUGCACGUGCGAAGUGUGUAACUUCUCGUGUCAUGUGACGUGUGCGGACAAGGCUCCCGCGGUUUGCCCAGUGCCCCAGGACCAGACCAAGGGCCCUCUGGGGAUCGACCCUCAGAGGGGCAUUGGCACUGCAUACGAGGGCACUGUCAGGGUUCCAAAGCCUACAGGGGUGAAGAAGGGCUGGCAGAGAGCGAUGGCUGUGGUCUGUGACUUUAAACUGUUCCUUUAUGAGCUCGGAGAGGGCAAAGCUACACAGCCCAGUGUGGUGGUCAGCCAGGUCAUUGACAUGAGGGAUGAAGAGUUUUCCGUCAGUUCGGUCCUUGCGUCAGACGUCAUCCACGCCAGCCGCAAAGACAUCCCCUGUAUAUUCAGAGUGACGGCAUCGCAGCUCUCUCCCUCCAGCAGUAAUAAGACGUCCAUCCUGAUCCUGGCCGACAGUGACCAAGAGAGAAACAAGUGGGUGGGUCUCCUUAACGAACUCCACAGAAUCCUCAAGAAGAACAAGCUGAAGGAGCGCUUUGUGUAUGUGCCCAAAGAAGCCUACGACAGCACACUGCCCCUCAUCAAGACCACCCAGUCAGCCACCAUCAUAGACCAUGAGCGUGUUGCCCUGGGAAACGAGGAAGGGCUUUUUGUCGUCCAUGUCACCAAAGAUGAAAUCAUCCGCGUGGGGGACAAUAAGAAGGUACAUCACAUAGACCUGAUGGCACAGGAGCAGCUGUUGGCUGUGAUAUCGGGGAGGAAUCGCCACGUUCGCCUGUUCCCCACUCAGGCUCUGGACGGGCGUGAGACCGACUCAUUUAAACUGGCUGAGACCAAAGGCUGCACCAGUGUAGUGUCCGGACCGGUGCGAAAUGGCGCCCUCACCUGUCUGUGUGUGGCCAUGAAAAGACAGAUCAUCUGCUACGAGGUGAAUAAGAGUAAAAUGCGUCACCGGCGUCUUCGGGAGCUGCAGGCCCCGGGACAAGUGCAGUGGAUGGGGCUGCUCAGUGAGAGGCUCUAUGUGGGAUACCAGUCUGGCUUCACCAGAUACAGUGUCCAUGGCGAUGUAUCCCCGGUGAGCCUGCUGCAUCCAGAGGACCACACUCUGUCCUUCAUCCCACAGCAGAGUCUGGACGCACUCUGUGCUGUGGAGAUCUCCGGUAAAGAGCUGCUCCUUUGCUUCAGCGCCAUCGGGGUCUAUGUCGACUCACAGGGCCGUCGCUCACGGCAACAGGAGCUCAUGUGGCCCGCGGUGCCCAAUGCUGCCUGUUACAACGCCCCCUACCUGUCAGUGUACAGUGAGAACGCGGUCGAUGUGUUUGAUGUGAACACAAUGGAGUGGAUCCAGACCAUUCCUCUAAAGAAGGUGCGUCCUCUGAAUGUGGACGGCUCUUUAAAUCUCUUGGGACUGGAAACGGUUCGUCUCAUCUACUUCAGAAACAAGAUGGCCGAGGGAGAUGAGCUGGUUGUGCCUGAGACCUCUGAUAACAGCAGGAAGCAGAUGGUGCGCAGCAUGAACAACAAGAGACGCUACUCCUUUAGGGUCCCUGAGGAGGAGCGGCUUCAGCAGAGGAGAGAGAUGCUCCGAGACCCAGAGAUGAGGAACAAGCUGAUCUCAAACCCGACCAACUUUAACCAUGUGGCUCACAUGGGACCAGGGGAUGGCAUCCAGAUCCUCAAAGACCUGCCCAUGAACGUGCGUGUCCAGGAGAACCGCGCGGGUUUCAGUGGCUCCGUCAGUAUUCCCUCCAUCACCAAGAACAGAGGCGAGCCGGGCCGGUCCAUGAGCGCCAGCAGUGGACUAGGCAUACGCUCCUCCUCUCAGAAUGGCAGUGCUCUGCGGAGGGAGCUGUCCGGAGGCAGUUACGGCUCCAAGCGUCAAACCAUGACGUCGCCGUCCGAGAGUUCGCUGUCAUCGGGCGGAGGCAUGGACUGUGGCGACGCCCCCCUCUCACAGUUCGACCGCGAGGACUCCGACUCGCCGCGUCACUCUACGGCCUCCAAUAGCUCAACGUUCAGCAGCCCCCCCAGCCCCGCCUCCCCCCACAAGACCAAGUCCCUGUCGCUGGAGAGCACGGACCGUAUGGGCUGGGACACAUGAGCCCGAUCAGGACCACUUACCCCCGUCCCCUCCCACAAUAAAAAAACUGACCAAUCAACAGCACAGGACUCCGCCCCUCUCCACGCAGGACACGCCCCCUCCCCUCCGCCAUAUGCUCUUGGACCCCAGCACCACCUCACUGCCCAGAGAACUGCAGCCCAUUUAAGAACAUUGUCCUGUCUGUAAUGGAACGUGUGUUAGCGCUAUGAUGUGUGCUAGUGCUACAUAUUAUGCUAACACUAAGGCAUAUGCUAGUGCUAACGUGUAUGCUAGCGAUAAAGGCGUAUGCUAGGUGCAAAUGUGUGAGAGCAUGAGUUCUUCACUAAGGGCAAAUGAAAUAGGAAAUACUUGCUCCCCAUUCGGCUCUUUUUGGCUCAACAAAAAGAAGAGGAUUAUUCUAAAAAUAUUUGUACUUGUAUAUAGGACCCUGUGGGUUUAUGGGGGAUGAUAUUUUAAUUUAUUUAUCAAUCUUAGACGAGGAAAGUGAGUGCGUAGUUUCAGCCGUGAAGCGCCUCUGUCCCUCACAUGCUUUCACCAUUCGACUUUUGAUUUGUGCAGUGACUUUAUAGUAUUUUAAUGAGAAAAUAGGCUUCUAUGACAUCAUUGCAACUCGCCGUCUCCUGAUUGGUCCAGAUCGAGUGACAUCGUCAAUGCUCCAUGUUGCUGUUAAACCAAACUGACAGUCACUAAUGUACAUAGAGUAGAGUAAUAUAUGAUAAGGAACAUACUAUAGACACAGGGAAGACAAAUCCUCUCUUCUUUGAGUUCUUCUUUUGAGUGAUGUGGGGUUUUCACACAAAAGCCAUUUUAAAACCACUUUUUCUUUUUUACCGGUUGAUUUUAGAUUUGUUUUUUUUAUCAUAUGUACAACACGUGUUGAGUGUGCUUUCUUUUAUUCCCCACUUUGGUUUGAUUUAAGUGUCUUUACUAUUCCACACUACUGCUCGUAACGUAGCGUGACACUAAGCUGCCGCCACAAACUGAUUCUAGGUGGCGUUUUUAUGCAUCAGAUGCCUUGUUCCGGCUUCAGACAGGAGGCCAGUCAACCAAUCAGACGUCACUGUGGUACCAAUAUGGAAAAACAUAACUAUGGACACUUGUAUUGCAUCUUUCUACAGUGUAGCCUUUGCUUUACGGACUUAAUGUUUAAAUAAUGUGUUAAAAAAGAAGCUUCCUGUGAUUAAAAGAAUGUAAACACAAAAAAAAAGCUGAAAGUUAUAGUGGACUAGAAAUGGAUUAGGUCUAAAUAUCCCAUCUUUAGGGUGGCUCUGAAGGGUCAUGUCGCUAUAUCUACCAAAUCACACCGCGUCAGAAUAAAUGGUGAAAUGCAAAAUCAAUGGAAGGACAAAAGCAAAAUGUAAAAAUGAUACAAGUAAUAUUGAUAAACAAAUGUACAAAAAUGUACAAAAAUUUGAUAAAUACUAAAGUAAUUUGGACAUUUUUGUUAAAUUUUGGUCAAAUAAAAAUAUUGCUUUUGUUUAUCUUAGCGUUUUGCUAUUUGCAUUUCUGUUGUUUUUCUUUUAAUUUCCUAAUUUUGUCCAAUUUCUAGUUUUUGCAUUUUUAAGUUUUUUAUUUGCUUUUGUCCGCAUAUAUUAUUGCAUUUCAUAAUUUUACAUUUCUCAAUUGUUUAGUUUCUGUGUUGCAAUUCUUAUUGUUCCUUCAGGGCCAUCAUACCUCUUUGUAUUUCCCAGCUGUCCUGUUACCUCCACCUCCAUUUUUGUAUAAGAUUUGUUACGCUUUUUACUGUUUAUUUGUGCUGCUGAUAUAAACUCAAGUUGUUUUACAUUCAUAAUAUCUCUAAUUUGAUCCGGUCAUUCCUACAGGUUUCCAAAGUCGGCUCAUUCCACGUAUUUUCCCCAAGUAUUUUCUAUUCAAAGAGGUGCAAGACUUUCCAGAACCUUUAAGCUAUUCACUUCAGAUGUAGAAUGUAUUAGCUAAAGCAGAUUAUGUUAGCAGGACGUUUUAUAAAAGGCCAGAUUCUUAAUGUUGUACAGAAAAAGUGAUGACAGCUUAUCCCUGUGUGAGAGAAAAAAACUCAGGAAAUGUCGGAAACCAAUGAAUUUUAGGCGAAGGUGUGUAUGGAGAGAGUUCAGAACGGGUUUAGAGUAGAUAUGGUGAAGGGGCGAUCGAACGGCUAAGGUGCCACAGUGAGACGAAAACAGUUUUGAAAAAAAAAAAUUCAAAAAACGCCUUUGCAUUUCAGUGAGGUCUUAUCCAGAUAUUACGUUUGCCCUUUCAUAUCAUAAUACACUUUGUUUUUUCUAGGAUUGCUUUGUAAUAAUUUGUACAGUUUUGCAUGUUAUAGAUGUAAUCAUUUUCGGUUUGUUGUUUUACUUUCGAAGCGGUUUGGGCGGUUUUACUGAGGAUAACCCACUACAGGUGAUGUAGAUUCUCUUUUUGCACAAAGAUAUUUAAGGUGUAAGGUCAAAGGUCAAAAACAAAUGAUGUAUGAUGAACUGGCUGCCACACUGGCGUGGAAGACUCAUUAUAUUAACCCCACUCCGAUGUAUUUCAAUAAAGCGGAGGGCUGUUACAAGGC
This is a messenger RNA of Periophthalmus magnuspinnatus, 8776 nucleotides long. It is a transcript of the gene cdc42bpab, whose product is annotated as CDC42 binding protein kinase alpha (DMPK-like) b. Bases 907 to 6237 code for a protein of 1776 amino acids. The record is from RefSeq and is a predicted model, not a curated record. The transcript is spliced from 43 exons. Lineage: Eukaryota; Metazoa; Chordata; Actinopteri; Gobiiformes; Gobiidae. Gene Ontology annotation, molecular function: protein serine/threonine kinase activity; ATP binding. Gene Ontology annotation, cellular component: actomyosin; cytoskeleton; cytoplasm. Gene Ontology annotation, biological process: peptidyl-threonine phosphorylation; actomyosin structure organization.